AUGGCAGACAAUCAGACAGACAGUAAAGUUGAAUGCAAUGUCGACUGGGAACGUUUGCAAAAGGAAUUAGGCAAUGAGUUUUGUCAGCUUGAAUGCACUACUGAGGAGCUGAGUGGUGGAGAGUCAAACUGGGUAUUCAGAAUAACAUCUAUGACUGGAUCAUCCGUCAUCGUUAAGCAAUCUAUGGGAUACUUCAAGGUUGUUGGUCCAGAAUUACCGAUGACUGAAAGAAGGAAUCAAACCGAGUAUUUUACGCUGUCUUUACUAAAUCAACUCGCUCCAGGAUCUGUACCAGAACCAAUCUUCUUUGAUGAAGAUAACUGUUAUUAUGUAAUGCAAGACCUCUUUGACUACGACAUCCUACGACAGAUGUUCCAACGACACCAGGCUAGUCUACCCGCUAUUCAAGACGUGGCACGGUACAUUGCAAAGCUACAUCGGGGUACACAUAAGACUAAUGUGACUGAGACCAGUCUCGCCAAGAUGGUGGAGAAGACCAAGAAUGAUGCAUUCCAGGGGAUCCUAGUUUACUAUAUUUUUGAAAACAUUCACAAGGAUGAAAACAUCGAGAGACAGUCACCCGCAUUGAAAGAAAUAUACGAUUUAAUGAGCAAGGAUUCAGUGAUCGUUACAAAUAGGGCGAGGCUUCGAGAUGUCAUGGAAACGAAAGAAGAAUGUUUGAUCCAUGCUGACCUUCAUGCCAGCUCCAUCUUGAUAAAAGGAGACUCUGCAAAGAUCAUUGAUUUUGAGGCGUCAAGAGUUGGCCCAGCGGGUGAAGACAUUGGCCAUCUACUCUCCAAUUACAUGGUUGUCUACCUGGAGCAUAAGUUCUACCCGUCAAAGAUAAUCCGACCUUUUAUUCUUUACUUGAGGAAUGCAUUAAGGAAACAGUGAAAAUAUACUUUAAUGAUGCGGCCGAGUAUCUAACGCCCGAACAAUUCGCUGCAACAGUGUCUGAUACAGCUGGAUUCAUGGGCUGUAGGCUCGU
Molecule: messenger RNA, 988 nt
Organism: Asterias rubens (European starfish)
Lineage: Eukaryota; Metazoa; Echinodermata; Asteroidea; Forcipulatida; Asteriidae
Product: methylthioribose kinase-like
Exons: 7
Coding region: 1-894 (297 amino acids)
Source: RefSeq, a predicted model, not a curated record